AUGGACUCACCGUCUCUCUCACCAAUGGAGCGUCCCCCGCCGACCACGACGGCUAUUGUUGUCGCCACAGCGAUUCUAGCGGGUGUUGCAGGAUAUUUUAUUGGCCAGGGUGCUUCCAUAGGCCUUUUUGGAUCCUCAAAAUCGGCGGCUUCGUCGUCCUUGAAGAACGAUAAACACAAUGACAGCGAGGAGGAAGAGGAAGAGGACAGUGAGGAUGAGGGAGGGGAGCUUGCGACCUUUGAAGGAAAUACAGAGGAGGUAAAGCUCGUACUCGCGGUAAGAACAGACUUGGGAAUGAGUAAAGGAAAAAUCGCCGCCCAAUGCUCCCAUGCUACACUCGCAUGCUACAAACAUUACCUAGUCAACUCUCCGAACUCUCCCAUUCUUAAGCGUUGGGAAAGAGGCGGCCAGGCCAAGAUCGCUCUCCAAGUUAAGAGCGAGGAAGACAUGCUAUUGCUGCAGGCACAGGCGCUCAGUCUGGGAUUGUGUGCCCGCGUAAUACAGGAUGCUGGUCGGACGCAGAUUGCCCGCGGCAGUCGGACAGUGCUCGGAGUGUUAGGCCCUAAGAGUGUCGUGGACAAAGUAACGGGGCAUCUAAAAUUGCUCUGA
Messenger RNA from Ophidiomyces ophidiicola, 609 nucleotides. RefSeq lists its product as uncharacterized. The record is from RefSeq and is a predicted model, not a curated record. Gene Ontology annotation, cellular component: mitochondrion; cytosol. Lineage: Eukaryota; Fungi; Ascomycota; Eurotiomycetes; Onygenales; Onygenaceae. Gene Ontology annotation, molecular function: peptidyl-tRNA hydrolase activity. The coding region runs from base 1 to 609 and encodes 202 amino acids. The transcript has 2 exons.